This is a messenger RNA of Phasianus colchicus (ring-necked pheasant), 4688 nucleotides long. NCBI's taxonomy places the organism in Eukaryota, Metazoa, Chordata, Aves, Galliformes, Phasianidae. The record is from RefSeq and is a predicted model, not a curated record.
ACUUUCAGUGCUGCUGAUGGCUGCUGAUCAGCAGGUGAGGACUCAGCUUUGGAUAAGCAGAUCUGAAAAAUCACAGUUUAACCUUGGCUGACCUUAGUUACCCCACCCUACAAGGCUUCACAGCGGCUUUCCUUAUUCACCCAAAUGCUUUCAGGCCCAAUGAAAUGAGCCCAGGCAUAACCAGACAAUUUUAGCCCAUCUUAUCACCAAACAGCACUUUCAUCAGACAGCAGGGCAAGAUGGCAUCCAGGAACAGGGGGCACAUUUGCAAAAGAGGAAAACAACAACACAUCACAAAGAACAGUAGAGCCAGGAAAAAACAGAAGGCACAAAUAACACCAGCCCAGGGAAACUGUCAAUACUGUGUGUGCAAAGCUGCAGGAAGCCCAGCACUUACCAAUGUGUGAGUGGUCACCUGCAGGCAGCAGCCAGGGCCCUCAGUGUUGAGACAUAUAAGGGGUUUUUGGCAGGGCGGAAAUCCCUGUGGUUGUAGAACAAAAACACAAGAAUUUGAAUUAAAAGAAAAUAAGUUUGCAAGAGUCAGGGACCUGGGGCUGUAGUGAUGGCUACCACAUCACAGACCUCCUGCCCUGCACACAGCAGCUUCUGCACAGAAAGUAUAAAAAAGAACUGAAGACAACAAUUGAGCCGAAGCACUCAGCUACAUGUCAGCAAUGCAUGGACCAUGAGAUGAAAAGUGCACAUGGAUCAUUUGAUAAAGACAAUAGAAUAAAAUAUACUAAAAUAAAAUCCACUGCAUAAAAUACAACUUGCAAUCCACAACAAUGGCACAGGACUUAUCCUUGUUAUCUGCAAAAGUGGACAUGAUGAGAGUGCCCCAAAUGGCUGAGAGACAGCAGUUUAUGGCAGCUCAUUUGAUUUCAAACAUGAACAUCGUCAGUCAGAGUAUCAAAUGAAGUCAUCAUAGCAAACACCCUUUGGCAUCACCAAAAACAACUCUAUUCUGAUAAACAAGCUCAAGUUUGAGAUCAACAACUGAAGUGCUGCAGAAAUCAUUCUUUUCUGAAUGCCACCUCUUCACACAAGAGGGUCCUGAUGACAUCACAUCCUCUCCUAUAAGUUACGCUGCCUCCAAAGUUCAGUGAGAAAGAUCAGCCGCGCUCCGCUGCACCGCCCCGAGGACGAUGGCCGGCUCUCCUGCACUGCUCCUCCUGCUCAGCCUGGGGCUCUGCUGCACCACUGCCCAGGGACAGAGCAACACGCUGGAGGCCAGGUUCCUCAACAGGAAUAUGAAGCACCCCCAGGAGGGACAGCGGCUGGAGCUGGAGUGCCUGAAUUAUGAGAGGAACAGACCCAUCUUCUGGAUCCGCCUGGACAAGGGUGGGAACCUUCACUUCAUUCUCUCCAGUACACAAUCUUAUCCCUCUACCUUGCAGGAGGCUGUGAAAACAGCUCCAAACUUUGAGGCGUUACGGAGAGGAAACUCCUAUCGGCUGGUGGUGAAGUCCUUCAGGACACAAGAUGAGGGGACCUAUUUCUGCAUCCAAUACAUCAACCAGGUGCUGCACUUCAGCUCUGGACAACGCGCCUUCUUCCCAGGCGCAACAACAGCAGCAACCACCACACACACAGCCACCACCCAGAGCAGCCAGCUCACCAAGAAGGACAGCUCACAACAGGGCUCAAAUGCAGCAGAACACAUCACACCCACUGCCACCACCCAGAGCAGCCAGGUCACCACGAAGGACAACUCGCAGCAGGGCCCGCAUGCAGGAACAAGAAACAAGGACACACCAAGAUUCUACUGUAAAAUGGUCAUGUGGGUUAACCUGGCUGUCACCUGCCUCCUGCUCCUCACUGCCAUAACCAUCACCAUCACGCACUGCCAAAAGAUCAGAUGCUCCCAUGCUAACAGAGGAAGCAUCAGCAGUGCUGAAAUAAACACAGCCACGCGUCACACGCGCUCACCACCAGCCCAUCACUUGCAGGACCAAGCUCAGCGUAAGCAAGCAGUGCUGCGUCGCUGCUCAGCACAAGGCACACAGGCGUCCUCCUCAAGCACCGCACUGAUCCCAGCAGCAGCACACACAGCUGCCCUGAUGCAGCGCCGGCAUUUGGCUGCUCCUCCCCUGCUGCCCACCAGCACUGCACACCUCCCGCGGCCUGACAUGUGCUCCUGCCCCACACUGCUGGGACACACCCAGACCGCGCCGGACACUGCUGACCCUAACAAGCCGGGCAGCUCUGUGCCACUGUGCAAAAGGCAUCCGAUGCUUCCACGAGAUGACCAAGAAAUUAAACACAUCCCAAAACUCUAAUGCCUCAAGCUUCCGCUUCCAAUGGCUUCUCAGUUCAAUGGAAAUAUUUUUUAAUUAUUUCACUGUGUCAUUUGAUUUAUUUCAUUAUUUCUAUAGAAAGUAGAAAAUUUAUAACAUAACAUGCCAUCCUAAUCAUGCUUACAAAAAGAAAGUUCCAUGUUUAACAGCCCAUCCCAGAAUGUGUUGAAAGAAAUUUUGUUUGACAUGGUCCAUGACAGAAAUUCUCCCCUACCUUGUCCAACUGAAAUCUCCUCAGCAGGCAUAGAAAAAAUGAAUCCAUGCUGCUGAUCUAAACUGCCUCCACAGAUGAAGUUUCUGAAGUAGAUCUUCACCUGGAGGUCCUGCUGCUUGUCACAACAGAGUAAUUGCCACUGGGAAAGUCUAAGCUGUUCUUAUUUAUUACAGUAGAAAGUAGAUACAGCUUUGUGCUAAGGCACACAGAACUCAGGAAAUGAAGAUCCCUGCUCCAGCUAAUUAGUUACUUAGGAGACAAGAGGUGGAGGCUCAGGAGCACACUGGCUUCAUCUGAUCACACACAGAUGUCUCCAUCAGAGCUAAACUUGCCUGGGUCCCUCUCUGGCCAAUGAAGCGUGUCCCUGCUGGAGGGCAUGCAUGACAGCCCCUUACUGCUCUCUCUACACUGACAAUAAGCUGUCAUCUUGCCAUAAAGACACAUAGUCAUUAGCAGUUUCUUAAAGGCAGCAGAAAUGAGUGAUACUCCCUAAUGCACCCCCAUAUGACCAGCUCCAUCUGUGAGCCAUGAGGACAAGAUGAAGAGCAACUCUGUGUUUAGGAGGAGAACUUCUGGGUACCUGACAGGUAGCUGGGAAUGACCCACAGUAGAAUCACACUGCCACAGGGAGAAAAGAGGGAAGAAAGAUGUCCAAACUGAGACAGGCAAUUGACCUUCCUGCAAUCCAACUGUAGAGCUUCUCCAGACACAUCUUUGAACGCUCUGCAUAGGCAACUGUCUCCAAGGCAGGGUGAGAAUCCAGUCCCAGAGACGUGCAAACAUCCUCAUUUGCCAACAGCUCCCCUUCCAGUCCAAUCAUUCCAAACCACAGAAAUGAGGAAUUUUCCUACUUUGGUCACAAUCCCAGCGUAAGGCAGAAGCAGAUCGCUUCGGCACCUCACGAGAUAUGGGACAACGUCAGCCAUCCACAAGGCAUGCCCAUCAGUUCAGCUCCUCAUCCCAUUGCAAAGGCAGCAUGGAUUCUGUUUUGGUUGAGAAGAAAUUGACAACAGAAAGAGCCUACACAAGCAGUAUAACAUACAUGUCUUGCUGGGAAACGGAUGGAGGCCUAAGAGUCCACAGUUCUAAUGUGCUUGAUGGGAUUUCAAGGCUCUUGUUAUGUUCUUUAAUACAUUAACCCUCUUUUCUCUUCUUUUUGCAACACAUCAACUUCAUGCUGACAUCGCAUGUCUUACAGCCUUAUAAUACCUUCUGUUUCACAGACCUCAGCAGGCCUCACUCCAGCUUUCUGCACUCACCACAGCGCUUGAAGCCCAAUGAGAUGAGCCCAGUUCCCAGACACUUGCAACUCAUUUACUCACACAACAGUGGUUCCAUCAGUCAUGAGUGCCUGGCUUGUUAACAUUCAGAGGGUUUUCUUGCAAAGGUAAUAGAGCAGUACCUCACACUUUAUCAAGACACAGCAGGAAAGCCAGGAAAUUCCCAAAGAAGAAGCAAAUAACACCAACCUCGUGUAGUGACUGUAUAUGCAAAACUGCAGGAGGACAAAACUCUUAGCAGGGUGUGAGAGGUCACUUAAACACAGUGGGCAGGACUCAGAAUGUUAAAGUAGGUAAGGUGGAUUUUGGUUUUUUUUGGCAUGGUGGAAGUCCCUGUGGUUACAGAAGAAAACCACAAGCAUAUUAAUACACAAAUAAAUUCAGCAUACCACAGGGACAUGGGGCUGUCUAGAUGGGUAUCACACCACAGAGCUCCUGCCUUGCACACAGCACCUUCUGAACAGAAACUACAAAGAAGUUUUGCAGAGAACAGCAGAGCCGCAGAAGUCAGCUACAUGUCAGCAAUGCAUGGACUCAGAGAUAAGGUGCAGAUGGAUAGAUGCUGCAAACCAUUCCUAGGUCUUCUUUAACCUGUAAAUUGAAUAAAAUGAAAUACAAUGAAAUCAAUGAAAUACAAUCUCUCCUAAGAAAAACAACAUCUUGUCCAUAGCCAUGGCCCCAGUCUUGUCCUUGUGUUCUGCAGAUCUGGACGUGAAGUGAGUGGAAAACAUCAGUCUGUGGUGAUUCACCCGAUUUCUGAAAGGAUCAUUGCCAGUCUGAAUCUCAACUGAAGACACUGAAGAAAAAUCCCAGAGGCCAGAAUUCCAGUAUUUCUCAUGUCCAUGAGCCCUGCAUCCCUAAACCUCUAGUUGGAGACCGGGGUGGUAAAUCCCCCCA